Messenger RNA from Hirsutella rhossiliensis, 2364 nucleotides. RefSeq lists its product as uncharacterized. Lineage: Eukaryota; Fungi; Ascomycota; Sordariomycetes; Hypocreales; Ophiocordycipitaceae. The record is from RefSeq and is a predicted model, not a curated record. Bases 1 to 2364 code for a protein of 787 amino acids. Gene Ontology annotation, biological process: RNA catabolic process; mitochondrial RNA 3'-end processing. The transcript has 2 exons. Gene Ontology annotation, molecular function: RNA helicase activity; ATP binding; hydrolase activity, acting on acid anhydrides. Gene Ontology annotation, cellular component: mitochondrial degradosome.
AUGAAUCGUCCGGCCCGAGCUGUGUCUUGGAGAGUCGCGCCUCCGCAGACCUGCCGUCGCUCGCUGUCCACGACUCCCCAGCUUUCUCGCAAUCCGUCCAAGAAAAAGGGCCGGGACCCCUUGAGGGCUCUUCACCGCAUAAAGGCCCGGUUCGGGUCAGCAUUAGAACCCGGGCUGGGCAGUGACGCUGCCUCUCAAGCCGCCUCCCAAGUUGCCUCGCAAGAUGCCUCCCGAGCCGCCCCUGUCAGAAAGGCACCCAAAACCGCGCAAGAGCAGCUCUUCAGCAGGCAGCGCAGGCAAUUCCAUGACAUCUUCCAGUCCACAGUGCGCUCCCACUUCCAGUCUGUCCUCAGUCACCUCAAGUCUUUGCAGUCGUCGGACGAGGGCGUUGGUCAAGAUGAGCUUAGCAAGCAUGCCAGAUCCUUUACCAAGGAGUUGGACAAGUCGUUUCGGCUGGCAGAGCAAAACAUCACAAAGUUCGACCUCAACCCCUUGUACUCCAGGCUUAGGGAUGCUUUUUACAACGCCGAACCUGGCGCCCUCAAGAAGCAGGUCCACUUCGCCUUCACGACGCACAUUGCCGCAACUCGCUUCACCCCUGAGAUUCAGGAGACGAUGAAGCGGCUGCUCGACAUGCGAUUCCCCCACGAAUGGUUCCCGGCCACGAGGGCCAUGCAGCGAACCAUACACGUCCAUGUCGGGCCCACCAACUCGGGCAAGACGUACAAUGCCCUCAAGGCCCUGGAAAACGCAAAGAGCGGCGUCUACGCCGGCCCGCUUCGCCUGCUGGCCACCGAGGUCUACCAGCGCCUCAGUGCAAAGGGCCACGCCUGCUCGCUCGUCACGGGAGAGGAGGUGCGCAUUCCCGACGACACCGACACGUACUUUGCCAGCUGCACGGUGGAAAUGACUCCGCUCAACACGCGAUACGACGUCGCCGUCAUUGACGAGAUCCAGAUGAUUGCCGACGACGAGCGCGGAAACGCCUGGUCCACUGCCUUCCUGGGCGUGCAGGCAAAGGAGGUGCAUCUCUGCGGCGAGGAGCGUACCGUUCCCCUGAUCCAGGCGCUGUGCGCUGGCAUCGGCGACAAGUGCAUCAUCUAUCACUACCAACGCCUCAGCCCCCUCGAAACCAUGCAAAGCUCCAUCGACAACGACUUUAGCAAGCUGAAAAAGGGCGACGCCGUUGUGUCCUUUAGCCGGGUGGCAAUCCACGCCCUCAAGAAGAAGAUUGAGGAAUGGACGGGCCGGAGGUGCGCCAUCAUCUAUGGCAAUCUGCCGCCCGAGGUGCGCGUUCAGCAGGCGGCCUUGUUUAACGAUCCCAACAACGACUACGAUUACGUCGUCGCGAGCGACGCCAUCGGCAUGGGCCUCAACCUGGAGAUUCGGCGCGUCAUCUUUGAGACGAUUGUCAAGUUUGACGGCCGCCAGCGUCGGAGGCUCUAUUUUCCCGAGAUCAAGCAAAUCGGCGGCAGGGCUGGGCGGUACCGGACGGCAGCUAGUGACACGGUGGCAGCCUGGGGUGCGGCAGAGCCGGAAAAGCUGGGGCUGGUGACGACGUUGGAGUCAUCGGACCUGCGAGUCGUCCACCAGGCCUUCAAUAUGCGCGUCGAAAACAUCAGAAAGGCCUCCAUCUACCCUGCCGCAGGGAUAAUAGAGCGGUUCGCGUCCUUUUUCCCGCCUGGCACGCCCCUUUCCUAUAUCUUGCUUCGCAUCAAGGCAAUGGCGAGAGUCGGACCGCGAUAUCAACUCGACAUUUCCAAGACGAUUCUCGAAAUUGCAGACGUUCUGCAGCACCUCCCACUCAGCAUUUACGACAGGUUGACGUUCUGCUUCUUGCCCGUGGCGCUUCGUGUACCCGAGAGCAGGGGCUGUCUCAUAGCGCUGGCCCAGGUUGUGGCGGAGAACUCGGCGGGAGACCUACUCAACAUCAAGGAAAUACCACUCGAGUACCUGGACCUGAAACUCGAGGACUUUCAGGGGGCAGUGUACGAGAACAGCCCACUGGCGUACCUGGCCAAGUUGGAAGCGCUGCAUGUCACCAUCAACCAGUACCUGUGGCUCUCUUUCCGCUACGCGGGCGUGUUCCGGAGCCAGACGAUGGCGCUUCAUGUGCGGUCCCUGGUGGAAAAGCGGCUGGUGGAUGCUCUGGAGCGCAUGAAUUUUGCCAAGGGCGAGCUCGAGAGCAGACGGCGCAGCAAGAGGAUGGCUGCAAUCCCAUAUGAUUCGAGACUGGACGAGAUGGACGCCAAGGAACCAGAAGAGGAGUGGGAGCCGGUGGAGAGCCAAGGCACUCGCCCUUGGCAAGGGACGCCGAAGGAAGAAGGUGUGCGAGUGCGGCCGCGGAGUGUGGCUGGAGGCUAG